Messenger RNA from Gallus gallus (chicken), 2405 nucleotides. It is a transcript of the gene SLC31A2, whose product is annotated as solute carrier family 31 member 2. The transcript is spliced from 4 exons. Gene Ontology annotation, biological process: copper ion transmembrane transport. Gene Ontology annotation, cellular component: membrane. The record is from RefSeq and is a predicted model, not a curated record. Gene Ontology annotation, molecular function: copper ion transmembrane transporter activity. Lineage: Eukaryota; Metazoa; Chordata; Aves; Galliformes; Phasianidae. Bases 1465 to 1947 code for a protein of 160 amino acids.
GUCACUCGGCAGCGCCGUGCUGAGCCGAGCCGUGCGGAGCCGAGCCGGGACGGGCUGAGCUGCGCUCCGCUCCGCACCGCCGCCAUGGAGGUGAGGCUGCUGCCGGGGCCGCACCGUGCUGAGCUGUGCCGUGUUGUGCCGUGCUAUGCCGUGCUAUGCCGUGCUAUGCUGUGCCGUGCUGCCCCUCGCAGCGCCCGCGCUCCCGCAGCUCUCCUCUCCCCCCCGCACAGCUCUGUCCGCCCACCCCGUCGAGCGAUGCAGCGCAUCCCUUCCCUCGGGGCUGGGCACGGGCCGGACCCCGCAGCACGGCCGCAUCCCGCUCCUUCCCAACCUCCCCAACCCCUUUCCACCCCCAGCCCCUUUCCAUCCCCGUCUCCGUACGGACACUUCUCCCUGCGGCGCUGCACGUCUUCCCGCACGGCUUUGCCCCGCUUCCCCUUUCAGCCCCGUGCUUUGUGUUUAUGACUGUAGCGGGGUUGCAAAACCCGUUCGCCCCACGCUCGCCCUCCCCACCCCGUGCCCACGCAGUGCUCACAGCAGAAACUCACAGCCAGAGCUGCCGUCGCUGCAUGGGUGUGCCAUCACCCUGCACUCGGAUGUGUUUGUGGCUGCCGGCCCGAGGAGCAUCCUAUCAGCCCCAUGAACACCCUUGGGUACCCAAUGGCACAGAGCAGCAGGCAGCAGGCAGCAGCAUGGAGACCUUCUGCACGUCGCUCCUGUUCCUGUGCCCCCAAAGUAGCACUGCCUCCUCCCUGCCCAGCCUGGCAGUUGAGGUGUGCAAAGGAGAAGGAGUUUCAUUUGAUGGCUAAUUAUCAUAAAUCUGUUGCCAAAGGAAGCUUAAAAGCAUAAGGCAAUUACACGUCCUAAUGUGCUUUGGUAAUGAGCGGAUGGAGUGUGUAAUUAGAGCCCAGCUGCAGCGCGGGUACCUCUGCUUAUGGGAUGGGAUUCCUGACCGAUGCUGGUCCCAGAAUAUGACCUUAGAUGGGCCAGGUUGGGGCUGAGAAGAGGGAGGACAUCUGGGGAUGGUUGGGGACAGCUGAGUGCCGAGAGGUCCUGCAAGGAGGAAAACCCAGAGUGUGUGGCCGUGGCGAAGAAAGAAGAACUGGCAGCGGUGACCUCAGUCUGGAGGUGGUUUCAUUAGGGAAGGGCCAUGGGCUAGGAGCUCCUUCUGCUAUUUCAGCAUGAUAAAGCUCUCUGGAUCCUCUGCUCCACUGCGAAAUGGCCCCACAUGGGAUUUAGUCACAGGUUGAAAGGAAACCCUGCAGGGAUGUUCUUAGCCGGAGGUGCUGACAUUGGGUGGCUGUGAUACCCCCUUCCACCCGUCCCCAGGACACAGAGCCCCACCGCGGGGUGCAGAGGCUGCAGAUUUGGGGCGGUGCUGAUGGAAGGGCACGGCUGGUUUCCAUCUGGACGGACAACAUCUGGCAUCUGUGGGUGCAUCUGGAGCAGCCUGCCAAGGGCAAGAUGACUUUCUCCUUCUCGGACAGGCUGGUGCUGCUCUUUGACUGCUGGAGCGUGCACAGCCCCACAGGGCUGGCACUGUCCGUGCUGGUGAUCCUGCUGCUCUCCGUGCUGUAUGAAGUGGUGAAGAUGGGCAAAGCCAAAGUGCUGCGGAGGGCGCUGCUGGCCGUGCCCCCCACCUUCAGCCAGGACACACUGCUGGGACCCAACGAAGGGGACAGCGGGGAUGGCGGCGGUGGGGACAGUGAGGACAGCGGUGGCCAGGAGCGUGAGGCCAUGCAGGGCAGGUGGUUCCGGUACCAUGUGGGCCAGACGUUGCUCCACGUGGUUCAGGUGGUGGUGGGCUACACGCUGAUGCUGGCUGUCAUGUCUUACAACGCAUGGAUCUUCCUCGGGGUGGUUGCAGGCUCUGCUCUGGGCUACUUUGUGGUGUACCCACUGCUCUGCGUGGGCUACGGGGCUGUCGCCUCUCAUCCCAUCCAGUAGCACUGUCACUUCUGCUGGCUCUAUCCUUGUCCCUGUGCUGUGCAGGACACAGAGCGAUGCUGGGACACGCAGUGCUGGCAGGACGGGGCUGGCACUGGGGCUGUCCCCUGCCCUGCCACCGCUGCGGCCGUCCAUGUGCUCUCAGGGAGCUUUAUAGCUGUGGGAUGGGGAUGAUGGCUGCUGGGGGGCACUGGGAUGCUUCAAGUGUGUGCUCCUGGGCAGGACUCAGCCCUGCUCAUGCCCCCUCACGCUGUGCCUUGUGGGUGCAGGGCACUGGCUCAUGCACCUCUUUUUUAGCACUUUAGGGUUAGAGUCAGGGCGUGCUGCUGCUGGGAUGCCCAGGGCAAUGAAACCAUUGCAUCGCUCAGCUCUCAGCUGCUGCAUGCUGCAGCAGCAGGGUUUAGGAGUAAGGAUGCUCUCCUCUGGUUUUAAAUAAAGCUUUUUUUCUCUUUUAUUAA